Messenger RNA from Exaiptasia diaphana, 1129 nucleotides. RefSeq names its product parkin coregulated gene protein homolog. The transcript has 3 exons. Bases 75 to 857 code for a protein of 260 amino acids. Gene Ontology annotation, molecular function: Hsp90 protein binding; Hsp70 protein binding. The record is from RefSeq and is a predicted model, not a curated record. NCBI's taxonomy places the organism in Eukaryota, Metazoa, Cnidaria, Anthozoa, Actiniaria, Aiptasiidae.
CCAGCAGUAGUGAGCUUGUAGCUAAAGAGACAGGAGUGUGGCUGAUAUUUUUGCCUUUUUUAACUUUAAACGUAAUGGCUUUGGCAACUUCUAUGAGAGUAAGGGUUCAACCGAUAACUGGGACCACUUCUGAGAGUUUGAAAGGAUCACAGGAAAAGUCUCAAUCUAGAGGAGGUAUGAUGACUCGGUCUUUGGAAGCUGAAGGUUUCUCGACAAAAUCAAGGCUCAAAAAUUCAAAGGUUGUAGAGCCACCGUCUUGUGGUGCUUUCAAAAAGCGACCUUCGCCACCAACAAACUUCAAAAAGUGCUACGAAAGAGGUGACUUUCCAAUCGCUUUAGAGCAUGACACCAAAGGAAACAAGAUCGCAUGGAAAGUUGAGAUUGAAAAGCUUGACUACCACCACUACCUUCCACUCUUCUUCGAAGGUCUCUCUGAAACGUCACAUCCUUAUGAAUUUUUCGCUCGUCAAGGAGUUCACGAUAUGCUAGAGCAUGGAGGAAACAAAGUCCUUGGCGUUAUCCCUCAGCUGAUCAUUCCAAUCAAGCAAGCUUUGAAUACCAGAAAUCCAAAAGUUGUUUGCACAACACUAAAAAGUCUUCAGCAUCUUGUUGUAUCAGCUGAUUUGGUCGGCGAAGCUCUAGUGCCUUACUAUCGACAGAUUCUACCUAUCCUUAACAUCUUUAAAAACUGGAAUCUCAACUCGGGAGAUGGAAUCGACUACAGCCAACAAAGACGAGAGAAUAUUGGUGAUCUUAUUCAAGAAACUUUAGAGAGCUUCGAGAGGAGAGGAGGCCCUGAUUCUUUCAUCAACAUCAAAUACAUGGUACCCACAUAUGAAAGUUGUAUGUUGAAUUAGACAUUGACUCUUUUCUAAAUAAUUUAGAGAUUAGUAAAUAAGAGGCUUUAUUCAAACUGAGAUACUGUAUUUUUUGAUUGAUGCUUUGCUUAUUUUUACUUUGUAAAUAUUAAUUUCAAGGUCGAGACAAAAGUGAGCUAACCUCAUUAUUAUGUUCUUGAAUUAAUUUGAUAAUCUUGUCCAUUUAGAGGUUAUGUAAGCUUAAAUGACAGCGUGUUUCAUGUAUUUAAUUGACAAAUUGAAUAAAGAUAUAUCACAAAUAUCCCUUGAAA